This is a messenger RNA of Mercurialis annua (annual mercury), 3310 nucleotides long. RefSeq names its product transcriptional corepressor LEUNIG. Lineage: Eukaryota; Viridiplantae; Streptophyta; Magnoliopsida; Malpighiales; Euphorbiaceae. The record is from RefSeq and is a predicted model, not a curated record. Bases 291 to 3041 code for a protein of 916 amino acids. Gene Ontology annotation, molecular function: protein binding. Gene Ontology annotation, cellular component: nucleus. The transcript is spliced from 18 exons.
UUUUUAUUUUCUUAAUUAAGAAACGUAUAAUAAAAUAUGUAUAUUAUUAACUUUCUUAAUAUUUUUCUUUCUAUGCUAUAAAGAUUAAAACUUUAAGCUUCUAAAAUGGUAUUUUUGCUCUUAUAAUCUGUUCAAAAGAUUAUGUGUUAAUGGGGUUUAUGUAAAAGUUGUUGUAAAAAAUUUGGAGACAUGUUGAUUUGUGGGUUGUUAUUGUUGAAGUGAGAAGAGUAUUUUUGUAUGUAUUUUUAACAAAAAAAAAGUGUUGUUUUUGAGCUUAUUGGAUCAAUAAAAUGUCUCAAACCAACUGGGAAGCUGAUAAAAUGUUGGAUGUAUAUAUCCAUGAUUAUCUAGUAAAGCGAGAUUUGAAGGCUUCCGCUCAGGCCUUUCAGGCCGAGGGAAAAGUAUCUUCUGAUCCUGUAGCUAUUGAUGCACCUGGGGGUUUUCUCUUUGAAUGGUGGUCGGUUUUUUGGGAUAUAUUUAUUGCCAGGACGAAUGAGAAGCACUCAGAAGUGGCUGCAUCUUAUAUUGAGACUCAGUUGAUUAAAGCACGGGAGCAGCAGCAGCAACAACAGCAACAAGCUCAGCCACCACAGAAUCCACAACAGCAACAACAGCAACAACAGCAAUUACAGAUGCAACAAAUCUUAAUACAGAGACAUGCUCAGCAGCAGCAGCAGCAGCAACAUCAUCAACAGCAGCAGCAGCAACAGCAGCAGCAGCAGCAGCAACAACAACAACAACAGCCUCCCCAGCAACAGCAACAGCAACAGCAGCGAAGAGAUGGCAGCCACCUUCUAAAUGGCACUACAAACGGGCUUGUGGGAAAUGAUCCACUCUUGCGCCAAAACCCUGGAACUGCAAAUGCCAUGGCGACAAAGAUGUAUGAGGAACGAUUAAAACUACCACUUCAAAGGGAUUCUUUGGAUGAUGCAGCAAUGAAGCAAAGAUAUGGUGAGAAUGUUGGCCAGCUUUUGGAUCCAAAUCAUGCUUCAAUAUUGAAGUCUGCAGCAACGGGCCAACCUUCAGGGCAAGUGCUACAUGGUACAGCUGGUGGAAUGUCUCCACAGGUUCAGGCUCGGAAUCAACAACUUCCAGGGUCCUCACAAGUACCAGACAUAAAGACCGAGAUCAACCCGGUCCUAAAUCCUAGAGCUGCUGGUCCAGAAGCAUCAUUAAUAGGAAUUCCCGGAUCAAAUCAAGGAGGUAAUAAUUUGCCUUUAAAAGGGUGGCCACUCACUGGGUUCGAUCAGCUUCGUUCUGGGCUUCUUCAGCAACAAAAACCUUUUAUACAGGCUCCUCAGCCCUUUCAUCAACUUCAGAUGUUGACGCCACAACAUCAGCAACAGCUUAUGCUUACACAGCAAAAUUUAACAUCACCAUCUGCUAGCGAUGAGAACAGAAGAUUGAGAAUGCUUUGGAAUAAUCGGAAUAUGGGGGGACUCGGGAAGGAAGGGCUGACGAACUCUGUUGGUGAUGUGGUUCCAAAUGUUGGAUCUCCUUUACAAGCUGGCGGUUCUCUCUUGCCUCGUGGAGAUACUGAUAUGCUGAUCAAGUUAAAAAUGGCUCAAAUACAACAACAGCAACAACAGCAGCAGCAGCAGCAGCAGAACAGUAAUCCACAGCAGCCUCCUCAGCUCCAGCAGCAUGCUCUUUCAAAUCAGCAGUCACAGAGUUCAAGUCAUAAUCUUCACCAGCAAGACAAGAUGGGAGGUGCUGGCAGUGUCACAGUAGAUGGUAGCAUGUCCAACUCUUUUCGAGGAAAUGACCAGGUUUCCAAAAACCAGACUGGGAGAAAAAGGAAACAGCCAGUAUCAUCUUCAGGUCCUGCUAAUAGCUCCGGAACUGCUAAUACCGCAGGACCCUCCCCGAGUUCAGCACCCUCAACACCUUCAACCCACACUCCUGGAGAUGUGAUAUCAAUUUCUUCUCUGCCACACAGUGGUGGUUCUUCUAAGCCUCUAGUGAUGUUUGGCACCGAUGGAGCAGGCACUCUUACAUCUCCUCCAAAUCAGUUGUGGGAUGAUAAGGAUCUUGAAUUGCAGGCUGACAUGGACCGUUUUGUGGAGGAUGGAUCCAUGGAAGAUAAUGUUGAUUCUUUUUUAUCGCAUGAUGAUAAUGAUCCUAGAGAUGCAGUUCCUCGUAUGGAUGUCAGCAAAGGGUUCACAUUUACUGAAGUGAGUUCAGUAAGAGCAAGUGCAAGCAAAGUAAUCUGCUGCCACUUCUCCUCCGACGGAAAACUGUUGGCUAGUGGUGGCCAUGAUAAAAAGGCUGUAUUGUGGUACACAGACAAUUUAAAGCCAAAAACUACGCUUGAAGAACAUUCGUCAUUGAUUACAGAUGUUCGUUUCAGUCCAAGCAUGCCACGCCUCGCCACAUCUUCAUUUGACAAAACUGUCAGAGUUUGGGAUGCUGACAAUCCCAGUUACUCCUUGCGUACUUUUACGGGACAUUCAGCCUCUGUCAUGUCGCUAGAUUUCCAUCCGAGUAAAGAGGACCUCAUUUGCUCUUGUGAUGGAGAUGGUGAAAUACGUUAUUGGAGUAUUAAUAACGGUAGUUGUUCAAGGGUAUUCAAGGGUGGUACGGCACAAAUGAGAUUUCAGCCUCGUUCGGGAAGGUAUCUUGCUGCAGCUGCCGAGAAUGUGGUAUCUAUACUGGAUGUCGAGACACAAGCUUGCCGACAUUCAUUACAGGGACAUACUAAGCCGAUCCACUCGGUUUGUUGGGAUCCAACUGGUGAGUAUCUAGCAUCAGUCAGUGAGGACUCUGUCAGAGUAUGGAGACUGGGAUCAGGUAGCGAGGGAGACUGUGUUCAUGACUUGAGCUGUAAUGGCAACAAGUUCCAUUCAUGUGUUUUCCACCCUACGUACCCUUCGUUACUAGUCAUUGGUUGUUACCAGUCCUUGGAGCUUUGGAACAUGACUGAAAACAAGACUAUGACUCUCUCGGCACAUGAAGGACUAAUUGCCGCCCUGGCUGUAUCACCCGCAACAGGGUUGGUCGCGUCUGCGAGUCAUGAUAAGUUUGUGAAGCUGUGGAAAUGAUAUGAUUCUGUGUCAGAGCGUUUAACGGGUACUAUUGAAAUGCUUUUAGCUUGUUUAUUUUGGUCAGUCAAUCAAAUCUACCUGUUUUGCGUUCUAUUCAGUUUCAGGUUCUUAUAACCCUAGACACUAACCACUGUUGUUAUUAUUGUUGCUGUAAUCUGGUAUAUAAAACCUUUUGUCAACUUACAGAUCAAUGUUCAAGCUUCUUGGGCAGUUUGUAUCUUGUAAUGUUUUUGUAUUCUAUUAAGAGGUAUCUGCUCUUCCUUGCA